AUGAGGGCCCUGUGGCUGUGCUGGGCGCUGUGGGCCCUGCCCCUGGCCCGCCCCGGGGCGGCCGUGACCGAGGAGCAGAUCCUGGGCAGCCUGCUGCAGCAGCUGCGGCUGCGCGAGGUGCCCGCGCCGGACCGGAGGGACGCGGAGCGGCCGGUGCCCCCUGCCCACGUGCGGGCCCAGUACGUGGCCCUGCUGCAGCGCAGCCACGGCGUCCCCUCCCGCGGGAAGCGGUUCAGCCAGAACUUCCGAGAGGUGGCCGGCAGGUUCCUGGUGUCCGAGGCCUCCACGCACCUGCUGGUGUUCGGCAUGGAGCGGCGGCUGCCCCCCAACAGCGAGCUGGUGCAGGCCGUGCUGCGCCUCUUCCGGGAGCCGGUCCCCAAGGCCGCGCUCCGCAGGCACGAGCGGCUGUCCCCUCGCAGCGACCUGGCCCGGGUCACCGUCGAGUGGCUGUACGUGCGGGCCGACGGCUCCAACCGCACCGCCCUCAUCGACUCCAGGCUGGUGUCCGUCCACGAGAGCGGCUGGAAGGCCUUCGACGUGACCGAGGCCGUGACCUUCUGGCAGCAGCUGAGCCGGCCCCGGGAGCCCCUGCUGCUGCAGGUGUCGGUGCAGCCGGAGCACCUGGGCCCGCUGGCCUCCAGCGCCCACAGGCUGGUGCGCUUUGCCCCCCGGGGGCCUCCGGACGGCGCGCAGGGCGAGCCCCAGCUGGAGCUGCACACCCUGGACCUCGGGCUCUUCGGAGCUCAGGGCAACUGUGACCCCGAGGCACCCGUGACCGAGGGCACCCGCUGCUGCCGCCAGGAGACGUACAUUGACCUGCAGGGGAUGAAGUGGGCGGAGAACUGGGUGCUGGAGCCCCCGGGCUUCCUGGCCUAUGAGUGUGUGGGCACCUGCCAGCAGCCCCCGGAGACCCUGACCGCCAAGUGGCCGUUCCUGGGGCCGAGGCAGUGCAUCGCCUCGGAGACGACCUCGCUGCCCGUGAUCGUGAGCGUCCCGGAGGGCGGCAGGCCCCGCGCCCAGGUGGUCAGCCUGCCCAACAUGCGGGUGCAGAAGUGCAGCUGCGCCUCGGACGGGGCGCCCGUGCCGAGGAGGCUGGAGCCGUAGGCGCUGGGCACGGCCACUGAGGCCUCUGACUCAACACGUGCACCCAAGCAGGUGUUGAUGUAGGUUUUAGUUUUCUACUUAGCAAGUCACCCCUGCCCCAAAGAGGGCCCCUAUUUUACCUUUCCGCGUGUUCUUCCGGUCCUUGUCCUCCUGUCCGUCCCCUAAGCACUUACAUGAGUAACUACUGCCACUUGUCGUUGCUGAGCAGGAGAUC
Messenger RNA from Eptesicus fuscus (big brown bat), 1318 nucleotides. RefSeq names its product left-right determination factor 1. The record is from RefSeq and is a predicted model, not a curated record. NCBI's taxonomy places the organism in Eukaryota, Metazoa, Chordata, Mammalia, Chiroptera, Vespertilionidae. The transcript has 4 exons. Gene Ontology annotation, molecular function: cytokine activity; growth factor activity; transforming growth factor beta receptor binding. Bases 1 to 1104 code for a protein of 367 amino acids. Gene Ontology annotation, cellular component: extracellular region. Gene Ontology annotation, biological process: BMP signaling pathway; SMAD protein signal transduction.